Pestalotiopsis fici W106-1 is the source of this 2223-nucleotide messenger RNA. RefSeq lists its product as uncharacterized. The transcript has 4 exons. The record is from RefSeq and is a predicted model, not a curated record. The coding region runs from base 1 to 2223 and encodes 740 amino acids. Lineage: Eukaryota; Fungi; Ascomycota; Sordariomycetes; Amphisphaeriales; Sporocadaceae. Gene Ontology annotation, biological process: transmembrane transport; fungal-type cell wall biogenesis.
AUGAGGUUUUCAAGAGUGCUCGCGCUCCCUCUGUUCGGCGCUCUUGCCGCUGCCGAACAAGUCCUACAAACCACAUCUCUGAACACCUGCCAGGCCAGCAGUAAAUUUUCGGCGACUAAAUUCGAUGUUGUCUUUACGCCAGUAAACAACAGUGUCUCAGUUAAUAUGGUGGCAACUUCAUCGAUCCAGGACAAUGUCAUAUUCGAUUUUGCGGUCUCAGCUUACGGCUACCAAAUCAUCCGACAAACCGUCAACCCAUGCGACACAAGUCUGGCUGGCUUCUGUCCCAUGCAGCCCGGCGACACUGAUGUCCCAUUUAUCCUGACCGUUAGCGAGAGUGCGACGAAACAAAUCCCCUCCUUGGCCUAUACCUUCCCGGAUCUGGAUGCUACCGUCAGGGUCUUCAUUAAUUCCACCAGCUCGCCUGGCACAAGCUUGGCCUGUCUGGAAGCCCGCAUCUCCAACUCAAAGACUGUCGACCUCGAUGGAGUCAAGUGGGCCUCUGCCCUUGUUAUCGGUCUUUUGCUCGUCUCGAGUGCCAUCAUCAGUGGUCUGGGACAUGCAAAUGCUGCCUCGCAUAUUGCAGCCAAUGCCGUUUCUCUAUGUGGUUACUUCCAGGCUCAGGCUAUUAUUGGCUUGACUGGCGUGUCAUUGCCGCCUUCAGUCCAGGCCUGGACCCAAGACUUUCAAUGGAGUAUUGGUAUCAUUAGAGUCUCGUUCUUGCAAAAGAUCUUCACCUGGUAUCAGAGAGCGACUGGAGGCACCCCCUCGCAGCUCUUUACUACACUCGAGACCAUUUCAGUUCAGGUUAGCAAGCGAUCGCUUCAACCGGCCCUCGGUCUCGCAAAACGUGCUCUUGCCAUGAUGCCCGAACAUGUUACAAAUAUUAUGAAAAGAGGAAAUGUCAAGAACGACUCCGGAAGCUACGUCGUUACCGGCAUUCAGCGCGUAGCCUACAGAGCCGAGAUUGAGUCGACCAACCUCUUCCUCACUGGUUUCUUUUUCUUUUGCCUUGCUCUGGUCUUCACAGCCAUUGUCGUGGCUCUUGCAAAGGGAAUCUGUGACCUGGCAGUCAAGUUGAGGUGGGUCAAGAAUGACAGAUUCACCGAAUUCCGCAGCGGCUGGCGUCUCCUGCUCAAGGGCGUACUUUACCGCAUCACCAUGAUGGGGUACCCAGCCAUUACUAUUCUCUGCCUUUGGGAGUUUACACAAAAUGACUCCCCAGCAGAAAUGGUGCUGGCUGUCUUCUUCCUUCUUUACAGCACCCUUGCACUUGCAUGGGCCGGAUGGAAAGUGAUUCAGAUUGCACGCCGAUCUGUUCAUCUCCACAGAACGCCAGCAUAUGUUCUAUUCUCUGACCCACGCGCCCUCAACAAGUGGGGUUUUCUCUAUAUUCAGUUCCGGGCGUCGGCGUACUACUUUAUUCUCCCCAUCAUUGCAUACCACUUUGUCAAGGCUCUGUUCAUUGGUCUAGGCCAACAUGCUGGCAUCGCUCAGGCGAUUGGUUUGAUUAUCAUUGAGGCAGGUGUCUUGAUUGCUGCUAGUGUCAUGCGCCCAUGGAUGGACAAGAAGCUCAACAGUUUCAACAUUACAAUUGCCGUCGUCAACUUUUUGAACGCAAUCUGUCUUCUCAUCUUCACAGACAUCUUUGAUCAGCCGGCACUCGUCAAUGGCGUGGUAGGAGUUGUUCUGUGGCUUCUGAAUGCCAUCACGACACUGGUGCUUUUGAUAUUCUGCAUCAUCACCACGGCAAUCGUCUUCUUCCGCGAGAAUCCCGAUGGACGGUACCAAUUCAUGAGUGACGAGCGAGCAUCCUUCAUGAAGUCUAGUCACUCCUUGUCAGCAACAGAUCAACUCGAUGCUCUCGCGAGUACGGCACGUGGAGAGAAGAAUCAAAGAUUGGAUCUCGAUGAGGGCGAGGAUGGGCCAGAAAUGGCUCACUCUCUCCACCGCCGCCCAGAAUCACUGCGACCUUCAACUGCUGGCUCAAGUUCAUGGAGAGGCUCGCGUUCGCGCAUUGAUUCGGCUGCGUUCGGUGCCUCCACCGAGCCUCUUCGCCAUAGCCCCCUUCACUCUGGCAGUGGGCGAGACUCGCCGGCCAAACAAGGGGGAAUCAACCCACUUCCAACUGUCGGAGACGCAGCUCCGCCAUCACCGGCUAUGCGCAGCCAGCACAGUCCAAGCCCCUGGCAAAGGGGUGCCGGUUACGACCAUACCUCAUGA